UGACGGGCGUACAUAUGUAUCGAUCACUAUACGGAAUGUACAACAGGUCUUUGUUUUCCAUUUCAUCCGAGUAAAGCUACACGAGCUGUUGUAAUUAAUCUGAUAUAAAGAAAGGCGUUUGCCAUUAUACAUUUCGCGACAAUAAAUACAACAGACUGCAGACUGUUUGCAUCUGGCAGGAAGUUCAUAAUCCUCCCACCCUAUCUCUCGAUCGCUCCAUUCGCUUUUCAUCCCUCUCCUAACGUCUCGUACCAACCAACUCCCAUAGCCCAGUGAAAAUGGCCCCAACGGAACUGAAACAGUACAGCUUGGCGGAAGUUAGCCAACAUAACAAACCGGAAGAUGUGUGGAUGGUCAUACACGAUAAGGUGUACGAUGUGACCAAAUUUCUUCACGAGCAUCCCGGUGGUGAGGAAGUGCUGAUCGAAUGGGCUGGCAAGGAAGCGACGGCUGAAUUUGAUGACGUUGGACACAGUUCGGAUGCCAAAGAACAAAUGAAGCAAUUUCUCGUUGGUGAACUCAUCGAAGCGGAUCGGAAAAAGAAAUCUAGCGCCGGUAGUGUAACUGACCCAUCUUCCAAUGCAUCGUCAACAUCGUCGUCCUGGUUUGGAUCUAUCAAGGCGAAAUUUUUCGGUUAAUCAUCGAAUUGACGCUGUUGUGUGCUUUAGUAGAUUUCAUCGCUAAUCCUCCAAAACCUUCUUCCCCUAUCGCUGAUCAACGAACGUGGAGGUGUGAAACAUCUGAAAAACAAACAAAAAAAAUACGAGACAAUAUGAGAUGGCUGUUUAAUUUUAGUAUUUAGAUUUUGGGUGGGAAUGAUCUACAGGGUGGCAGGUUAUUGCUUUGAAGCGAAUCGAUUUUUACUAGAAUCUAGAGCUUAUAUAGCGGUCUAUUACUAUAAACAACAUUCCCUUCUUGUAUUGUUCCAUUUGCAGCUGAGAGUGUCUCUCCAAAAUUCGAAUAAAAUUGACCUUUUUUUAUUUUUAA
Anopheles funestus (African malaria mosquito) is the source of this 987-nucleotide messenger RNA. RefSeq names its product cytochrome b5-like. The record is from RefSeq and is a predicted model, not a curated record. Gene Ontology annotation, molecular function: heme binding. Bases 279 to 638 code for a protein of 119 amino acids. The transcript has 5 exons. Lineage: Eukaryota; Metazoa; Arthropoda; Insecta; Diptera; Culicidae. Gene Ontology annotation, cellular component: membrane; intracellular membrane-bounded organelle.